Messenger RNA from Engraulis encrasicolus (European anchovy), 3668 nucleotides. RefSeq names its product NACHT, LRR and PYD domains-containing protein 3-like. Lineage: Eukaryota; Metazoa; Chordata; Actinopteri; Clupeiformes; Engraulidae. The transcript is spliced from 9 exons. The coding region runs from base 1 to 3492 and encodes 1163 amino acids. Gene Ontology annotation, biological process: intracellular signal transduction; inflammatory response; regulation of apoptotic process. Gene Ontology annotation, molecular function: protein binding. The record is from RefSeq and is a predicted model, not a curated record.
AUGGGUGAGCGAUGUGAAAGAAUUUGUGUGCAGAAUCAUAAAAACGUUCUGAAGGAGAAAUUUCAGUGUUUGAAUGAAGGAAUCUUCAAGCAGGGAAACCCAACACUCCUCAAUGAGAUCUACACAGAGGUCUACAUCACAGAGGGGGGCAGUGGAGAGGUCAAUGAUGAACACGAGGUAAGACAGAUUGAGGCAGCAUCCAAGAGAUCAGCUACACAUGACAAACCAAUCAAAUGCAAUGACAUCUUCAAACCCUUACCUGGACAAGAAAAGGACAUUAGAACUGUGAUGACAAAGGGAGUGGCUGGCAUUGGGAAAACAGUCUCUGUACAGAAGUUCAUUUUGGACUGGGCUGAAGAAAAAGCCAAUCAGGAUGUCCACUUCAUAUUUCCUCUUCCUUUCCGUGAGCUUAAUUUAGUGAAGGAGGAACAUCUCAGUUUAGUGGGUCUGAUUAAACGAUUCUUUGGUGACAUCAAAGAUUUCAGCAUCUUCACUGAAGACAAAUGCAAAGUGCUGUUCAUCUUCGAUGGUCUCGAUGAGUGUCGGAUUCCUCUGAAUUUCCACUCCAACCCAAAGUGUUGUGAUGUAACAGAAGCAACCACAGUGUCUGCUUUGCUCACAAACCUCAUCCAGGGGAAUCUUCUGCCCUCUGCUCUCCUGUGGAUCACCUCCAGACCAGCAGCAGCCAAUCAGAUCCCUCCUAUGGACCAGGUUACUGAGGUACGGGGGUUUAAUGACCCCCAGAAGGAGGAGUACUUCAGGAAGAGAGUCAGUGAUGAGGACCUGGCUAGCAGAACCAUUGGCCACCUGAAGUCAUCCAGGAGCCUCUUCAUCAUGUGCCACAUUCCUGUCUUCUGCUGGAUUGCAGCUACUGUGCUAGAGAUAAUGUUGAGGGAAGGAAACACUGGAGAGAUUCCCAAGACUCUGACUCAAAUGUACACACACUUCCUGAUGAUUCAGACAGAAGUCAAACAAAGAUACACAAACAGAGAAAAGACAGACGAAGGGAUGAUUUUCAAACUGGGGAAACUUGCUUUUCAGCAGCUUGAGAAGGGCAAUCUGAUCUUCUAUGAAGAAGACCUGAGAGAGUGUGACAUUGAAGUCACAGAGGCAUCAGUGUACUCUGGCGUGUGUACUCAGAUCUUCAGGGAGGAGGCCGGGCUGUACCAGGGGAAGGUGUUCUGCUUUGUGCAUCUCAGCAUUCAGGAGCAUCUUGCUGCAUUAUACGUGCACCUCGCUCUUGUCAUACAGAAGGAAAAUGUUCUAAAAAAAGUCACACUGCGAUCCAUGAUUGGUCAGUUUUUCAGGUCCCCAUCUUUUACUGUGUCUGUCUAUGAGCUACACAAGACAGCAGUAGAUCUGGCCUUGCAGAGCAAAAAUGGACACCUGGACCUUUUCCUCCGCUUCCUCCUGGGCCUCUCACUGGAGUCCAAUCAGAAGCUCUUGAGUGCUCUGCUGCCACAGACAACCAUCCAAUCACAGCGCACAGAUGAAACUGUCCAGUAUGUCAAGAAGAAGAUCAGAGAGAAUCCCUCUUCAGAGAAAUGCCUGAAUCUGUUCCACUGCCUCAAUGAGCUGAAUGACCAGUCCCUAGUGGAGGAAAUCCAAAGCUACCUGAAGACAACAGGAGGUCUAACGAGAGCCGAUCUCUCCCCUGUACAGUGGUCAGCUGUGGUGUUUGUGUUGCUGACCUCAGAACAGGAGCUGGAUGAGUUUGACCUGAGUAAAUAUGGCAGAACAGACAAAUGUCUACAAGGGCUUCUGCCUGUGGUCAAGGCCUCCAGAUCAGCACAGCUGGGUAACUGUGACCUGACAGGGAAAAGCUGUUCCUCUCUGGCUGCAGCCCUCAGCUCAGGCUCAAGUCUCAGACAGCUGGACCUGAGGGGCAAUAAACUGCAGGACUCUGGAGUGGCACUUCUUAGUGCUGCAUUAGGAAAUCCACUCUGUCAACUGGAGACACUAACGCUGCGUUACUGUAAGCUGACAGGGAAAAGCUGUUCCUCUCUGGCUGCAGCCCUCAGCUCAGGCUCAAGUCUCAGACAGCUGGACCUGAGUGGCAAUAAUCUGCAGGACUCUGGAGUGGCACUUCUUAGUGCUGCAUUAGGAAAUCCACUCUGUCAACUGGAGACACUAACACUGGGUCAUCCUUAUGGUACCUUGAGAAGGGAGAUUCAAGCAGCAGCAGCAGCCUCCAGUAGCAGCUCCCACUCCUCAGAUGCUGCAGAGCUGCACCUUACACACAACACCCAGCAGUAUCCAGGAGCACAGCUGCUCUCUACUCACACCACACAGAGGGGUUGUGAACGCUGUGCUGAAGUUCCAGACACCAGUCACUGGAUUCUGGUGAAGCCUGUAGUCUCCACAGAGAAGAACAUCUCAACCUACAGUCUGAGCUCUUCUGCAGGGAGCUAUCAGUGUUCAAUGUCCAGUCUGCGUUGGUCGUGUAUUGGUCCAAUCAACAUGCAGUACCACUUCAUGGACUGGUAUGUCUUUUCUGAAGAGCUGGCCCACAUGCAGUGCAGUCCAGCUGGUCCUCUGAUGGACAUCAAGCUCACAUCAGGAGAGCUGGAGGAGAUCCACCUGCCUCAUUUCCUGUGUUUGGGGGAUGAUAAGGUAUCUGUGCGUGAUGCUGUGAGGGUUCUGCAUGGUCAUGACAGCGGAGUGUGUGUGGAGGUGUGUGAGCUGACCCGACACCAUACCAGAAUUGUCCAGCCCUCCCUCUCUCCCUGGGGGCCGGUGCGGAGUGUUGUGGAAUAUCUGUUCCCUCCCACUGUCCACUGUGAGCUGCUGCUCUUCUAUACCAGUACUUCUCCUCUGAAGCUCCACGUCUACCUGGUGCCGAAUGACCCAGCUCACAUCCAGGCCAUCAAACAGAAAGAGAAGGAGGGUGAAGAUACACCUAAGGGGGUGAGGAUCGACAAACCAGGUGCAGUGGGCCCUCUCCGGCAAGAUGCUAGUGUUCGUGUGCAUGUGAAGUCAUUGUGUCAGUCGUGUAAGCCGGUGAUCCAACCCGAAAAGAUGAACCUAUUGCCUCUUUCCACGUCUAACUACUGUGAGGUUAAAAUGAAGCACACAGACAGAACACCCAUGGAGCACCCAGACACCUUUGAUGUGGAGGUCGUCAAAGAGAACGGAGAGACAGUCUGCAAGAGGACGAUCGACAGCGACGACCUGAAGUCUUCAGGUUCAAGAGGAAGCAGUUCUGAAAGUGCAUCAAAAUACAUGGUUGGAGACAAGCACUUCAUCGACAAGAACUUCGUUCAGCUAAUAAAUGGAGUUUCCAAUGUGGAUCCAGUUCUGGACCGUUUGCGGCAGGAGGACGUCAUCACCUGGGAGACCUACAAUAAGAUCCGUAGUCAACCAACCAGCGAGGGCAAGAUGAGGGAGCUCCUAAGCAGCAUCUGUGGUAGAGCAGGAGCCAAAGACAAACUGUAUGAGGUGCUGAUGGAGGUAGAGCCCCACUUCAUGGAGGAAAUAAGCCAGCGGCAGUAAUUAUUUUAACAGCUGUUCCUGCUGAUCUCCUGGACUACCUCUUCAGGACUCUGGAUGGUUUGGAUUCCAACCAGCUGGAGAGGUGUCAGCUGUACCUGUCCGAUAAGGGGACUGUGCAGGGCUCUGACCCAACUGGCUUUAAACCAACUGGAGAAUUGUGAUGCCACAGGGGUUGC